UUAAAAGUUGUUUUUGUCUCUGGGUUGGAUAUAAAUAGUUGGGUAGGGAUUCGAACCUCAAAACCCUAAAUCCGACGCGCGUGGAUAACAGAUUAGCGGUGGAUACUGAUAAACCCUACGUCCAUCUGUUUGUUCAGUUCCGUUUAGAGAGAGAAAGUGAUGCUGUAUCAUAAUUUAUAGACACAGAUAAUUAUAAGAGAGAGAGAGAGGGAGGGGUCGAGUUUUUUUCCCGUGACUGCUCGCAGAGGAGGAAGAGAGAGAAAGGAGUGAAUAGAAAGAAGGAAACAUGGCGCUAAGGGAUUUGGUGAGUGGAGGCACCGCCUGCGCAGUUCCGGGGACUUCAUCUUCCUCCAAUCCCCUCGGUGUCCUCGCCAACACUUUUCUCGGCUCUUCUUCAAAAACCACGGAUAGAUUGAACGAGCUUCCAGACGUCGCAGUCGUUGGUCCUCAUGCUCCUGAUAUUAGGGGUCAUGACCCCUUGUCUUCUCUUCCGGGCGAGUAUGACCAUGAACAAAUUCAGUAUCCAGAUAACCAGGGCUCGGAAUUCCUCCGCAAAUUCCAUUCUGGUGGGCAUGAAGGCUUCGAAGUGGCAUGGAAUGAGGCUCAACAACCUCAUAUGCCUCCCAAUUUUCAGCAAAGAGAUAAUCCUUCCCUUUUUUCUACUUUUGAUCAAAUUUAUGAUGGUGUUAAUGCUCCUGUCUCCAGAUGGGAAGGUAGGCUUGGUCCACCUCAAAACAUUUUGUCUGGAUUUCUUCAUCAAUUUGUACACAGUAACCAGGCCGGCAUUCCAUUUUGUCCGGCAACACUGCCAGUUAUGGGUUUGUCUCAAAGAGACAAGCAUUGCAUACGUGACCGCAGUAGCAUAAUGGCACGCCACUUUUUUGCUGAUAAGAGUGAUGAUUAUAUUAAUGCACAGGUAAAUGCACUCCUACAUUCUUUAGAGAUUGAUAAUGAUCUUCAAGCGAGGGGGCCUCCACAUAGAAGAUUCCCGGAGUUAAAGCAAUAUUGGAAUGAAUCGCAAGGUGCAGCAAAAUUUGAGGCGCCUCAUGCUGAGGACAGAUGGGUUGCUGAGUACGACCAGUUUAGGCCAGCGGAAGGCCCAGAGUCAUGGGCAAAUUCCUUUGAGCAACAAUAUGGUGUUGAUUCAUGGGCUUCCCAAUUUGAGCAGGAACAGUCACAAGUGUCAUCGCUUGGUCGAAUGACAGGCAGGAACAUAUCAAAUAUAGCAGCUAUGGAGCAGACUCGCAUGCUUGCUGAGACAUUAGCUCAAAAUGAAGAUCCAAAGUUUCAGAACUCAAAGUUUCUUCAGUUUGUAUCAAAGAUGAGUCGUGGGGAGCUUAUUGUUGACAACAAUCAAGUCAAGCCUGCUGUGCCAUCUCAAUCAAGUGGCUGGGUUGAGGAGUUUGAUCAGCAGCAUAAUAAUAAUAUAAAUUCCUGGGCUGAUCAAUUUGCAGGAGAGCUUCCACAUACUGAAAAUGCAUGGAUACGCGAGUUUGCGAAUGAACAGCAGCAGCGUGGAAACACCGAGGAUCAAUGGGUCAAUGAGUUCUCCAAGCUGCAUCUGCAAGAUUGGGGUGAUGAGUUCCAUGAUCAGAUGUCCAAGGGUGCUUUUGGAGAUGGUCCGACUGAUCAUUGGGCUGAUGAAUAUGACAAGUUUCUUGAAGAGAGUUUGGGGCCGGUCCAGAAGCCAUCAGGUUCUUCAAGUGGGAUCUAUGUUUUUGCUAGUCAGAAUCCUUAUGUUGGUCAUCCAAAUCCUCUUAAAGAAGGUCAGGAGCUAUUUCGUAAUGGGCUUUUAAGUGAAGCAGUGCUCGCUUUGGAGGCUGAAGUUUUGAAGAAUCCUGACAAUGCUGAAGGAUGGAGGUUGCUUGGAAUUGCAAACGCUGAAAAUGAUGAUGACCAGCAGGCUAUUGCGUCAAUGAUACGUGCAAGGGAUGCUGACCCUACAAACUUGGAAGUACUUCUUGCUCUUGGCGUAAGCCACACGAAUGAGCUAGAACAGGCGGCAGCUUUGAAAUACCUUCGUGGAUGGCUUCAACAUCAUUCGAAGUAUGGGACACUUAUCCCUCCUGGGGAACCUGAUGUUCUUGUGCAUGCUGAUGUUGCUGGAUAUUUUAAUGAAGCUGCUCGAAUGGCCCCAGAGGAUGCUGAUGUCCAUAUAGUUCUCGGUGUGCUGUACAACUUAUCCAGGGAAUUUGACAAAGCUAUUGCAUCCUUUCAAAAGGCAUUGAAACUCAAACCACACGAUUAUUCUCUCUGGAACAAACUUGGUGCUACUCAGGCAAAUAGCGUUCAAAGUGCUGAUGCAAUAUAUGCAUACCAACAGGCUCUAGAUUUGAAGCCUAACUAUGUUCGCGCAUGGGCCAAUAUGGGAAUCAGUUUUGCAAAUCAGGGUCUCUAUGACAAGUCCAUCAGCUACUACGUGAGAGCACUUUCAAUGAAUCCUAAGGCGGAAAAUGCAUGGCAGUAUCUGAGGAUUUCUCUGGGGUGUGCUUCUCGGUACGAUAUGUUGAAUGCAUGUGAUACUCGGAAUCUUGAUGCUCUCCAAAAAGAGUUUCCACUGUGAUGUCCUUUUCAAACAUUGGUCAUCGUAAAUUGUUUGAUUCCCAUGACUCAUUCCUUUCUCUCACUAGGAUUGAAGAUGGGUUUGUAAAGCUAGUAUCUCACUGCAUUCUCAAUGGAUCUUGGCUAGAGGAGUUUCUGGUUUGGUGUGGGAGGAGAGAGUAAGUUGGGAAAAAGAAUAGAAAGUCAUAAUGAUUGUCCAUCAUCAGUGAGCCAUUAGGGGUGCCUAUGAAGUCACCAGGUGAUUGCAUUUUAGCCAAACCUUGAGAGAUAGUGGCUCACAGCAUAAUAAAGGGGAUCCUCGGCACCACAUUUUCGAGCAUGAUGCGACUGUAAUAAUAUCAUCAAACUUGCUUGUAAAACAUGGUCAUGGAUGCCCUUGUACAACACAUAAAAAGAUGUGGAUCAUUAUAGAUGAAAUUAUUUGUAGGCUAUCUAUAUAUAAGGGUAGUUGUUGGCCAUCCCAACUCUCCUUUCUCUCUCUCUCUCGCUCUCUCUCUCAUUACUUUCAUUGUCAGUUGUGGGGCUAGUUAGCGAGAGCACUACACCUGAGCUUCGUCAAGAAAAUUUGGAAUAAAAUUUGAUGUCUACUA
Messenger RNA from Amborella trichopoda, 3152 nucleotides. The record is from RefSeq and is a predicted model, not a curated record. NCBI's taxonomy places the organism in Eukaryota, Viridiplantae, Streptophyta, Magnoliopsida, Amborellales, Amborellaceae.